AUGCCUCAAUCACGUCUUUUCAAGCCCCUCAAGAUAGGUGGCAUGGAAGUAAAACAUCGCAUCGGAAUGGCGCCACUUACUCGCUUCCGAGCAACUGAAGACCGAGUGCCAACAUCCCUCAUGAAGGAAUACUAUAGCCAACGCGCCGCAGUGCCAGGUACCUUGAUCAUCACCGAAGGAACAUUCAUAUCGGCAACCUGUGGCGGAUUCCCACACGCACCAGGGCUUUGGCGUGAGGAUCAAGUUGCUGCCUGGAAGAUCGUCACCGAUGAAGUUCAUCGUAAGGGAUGUUUCAUAUUCUGUCAACUAUUUGCCAUGGGCCGUGCCGCGGAUGUCAACACAGCCCGGAAAGAAGGCAACGUUAUUGUAGCACCCAGCGCUAUUCCCAUGGAAGAAGGCGCCGCGGUGCCUAGGGCCAUGACCAUCGACGAGAUCAAACAGACAAUCCUGGAUUAUGUCGACGCUGCGAAGAACGCUAUUCAGGCCGGCUUUGACGGAGUCGAGAUUCAUGGCGCAAAUGGAUAUUUACUAGACCAAUUCAUCCAAGACGUCAGCAACGAUCGUGACGACGAGUAUGGCGGGAAUGUAGAGAAUAGGUCUCGUCUUCUCGACAAUGUGAUCAAAGCUGUUGUUCAUGCCAUCGGCCCUGAACGUGUCGGGCUUCGGCUGAGCCCCUGGAGUACGUUCCAGGGUAUGAGAAUGCAGAAUCCGAUCCCGCAGUUCACGAAUGUGAUCAACAAAGCCAGGGAGGCGGGUAUUGCAUAUAUUCACCUCGUCGAGUCGCGAAUAUCUGGUUCCCAAGAUUACAAUGGCGAUGAGACACUGGAUUUUGCAUAUGAUUUAUGGAACGGGCCUUUUCUUAUUGCUGGAGGGUAUACGUCUCAUGAGGCCCGUGAGUUGGUGGAUGAGAAGUAUCCAGACAAAAACAUCAUGGUUAUCUUUGGCCGGCACUUUAUUUCCAAUCCGGAUCUCAUAUUUAGGAUUAGGAAGGGUUUGGAGCUCAAUGCAUACAGCAGAGAUACUUUUUAUGUCUCCGGGUCAGCGGUGGGUUAUUUGGAUUAUCCAUUUAGCAAGGAGUAUCUGGAAAACAAGGCAGAUGUCUAG
Penicillium griseofulvum is the source of this 1104-nucleotide messenger RNA. Its product is annotated as alkene reductase. Gene Ontology annotation, molecular function: FMN binding; NADPH dehydrogenase activity. NCBI's taxonomy places the organism in Eukaryota, Fungi, Ascomycota, Eurotiomycetes, Eurotiales, Aspergillaceae. Bases 1 to 1104 code for a protein of 367 amino acids. The record is from RefSeq and is a predicted model, not a curated record. The transcript has a single exon.